This is a messenger RNA of Geodia barretti, 708 nucleotides long. Lineage: Eukaryota; Metazoa; Porifera; Demospongiae; Tetractinellida; Geodiidae. The record is from the annotation of a GenBank genome assembly.
AUGGCCACCGCGAUUGAAGAAGGACAGGCCUACCGCGAGGCCAUGUUGCUGGCCGCCGCCGAGGCCGCCAACGCACCGGAAGAAGGCGCGGAACCCACUACGGACGAAGAAGCCGCCGACCGGUUCUCACUCACCACGGUUACGCUGGCGGAACUGGAAAACAUGAUGACACCGACCACACCAACUCAGGAGGGUCCCGCUUUGCCUGCCGUUACCGUCGAACUCAUCAGAAAUCUGCGCGAGCAAACCGGAGCCGGAAUUAGCGAUUGCAAACGGGCCCUGGAAGAUAACGACGGCGACCUCAACAAAGCCGUCGAAUCUCUCCGCCAGAAAGGCUUUGAACAGGCAGCCCGGCGCUCGGACCGGGAAACGUCCCAAGGCUUGGUCGAAGCUUACAUUCACACCGGCGGCCGCGUCGGUGCGCUGGUGCAACUGGGUUGCGAAACCGACUUCGUGGCCCGCACCGAAGAAUUUCGGGUGCUCGCCCACGACAUCGCCAUGCAGGUCGCGGCAAUGUCUCCGGUUUACCUCAGCGAAGAGGAUAUUGAAGCUGGCGACGAACGGCCCGCCGCUCAGGUCUGCCUGUUGCAGCAGCCUUACAUCAAGGACGGCUCCCGUACACUGGCCGAUCUCGUGCGCGAAACCGCGGCGCAAACCGGCGAAAACGUGCGCGUCGUACACUUCAGCCGUCUGGCGCUGGGCGAGUAA